Oryza brachyantha (malo sina) is the source of this 1269-nucleotide messenger RNA. Its product is annotated as zinc finger protein 511. The coding region runs from base 100 to 1008 and encodes 302 amino acids. Lineage: Eukaryota; Viridiplantae; Streptophyta; Magnoliopsida; Poales; Poaceae. The record is from RefSeq and is a predicted model, not a curated record. The transcript is spliced from 4 exons.
CCAUCCAUCCCAUUCCAUUCCCCAUUUCGAAUUCGAAUUCGAGUUCGCAAGCGCACGCCUCGAUCGAGCCCCGCCCGCGGCUGGAUCGAGGCGAGGGGGAUGCAGCAGAGGCCUGCGGUGGCGGCCAUGGAGGAGGAGCAGGCGCCGGUGGUGGCGCGGCUAGGGUUCUGGCUGGCGGCGCGGCGGCGGCUGGCCCCCGACGACCCCUUCUUCGCUGCCGGCAACAUGGAGCGCGAGCUCCUCGCCAAGCAAGUUGCUCUGGACCUCUCGGAUGAUGAACGGUACCAGCUUGAGAGGAUGGAAGUGGCGAGUACCAACACCUUUUUUUGCCCAAUUUCUGGCUGUGGUGCUCAUCUAGAUUGCUUGGAGAACUUUGAGGACCACUAUAGCACCCGGCAUACUGCUUCAUGCUCUGUAUGUUGGAGAGUGUAUCCAACUUCAAGGCUGCUAAGCAUUCAUAUUUCUGAGGCACAUGAUUCCUUUUUUCAAGCAAAAGUUGCUCGUGGCUUUCCAAUGUACGAGUGUUUGGUGGAGGGUUGUGGGGUGAAGUUGAAGAGCUAUAAAAGUCGGCAGCAGCACCUUGUUGAUAAGCACCAGUUUCCCAAGUCAUUUGAAUUCUUCAAAAAGGCACGCCCUUCACAACGCCAGCGGCACAAGAAUCAGAAGCAGAGGCAAACAGUUCACAAGGGAGGAGAAGAAACGAUGGAAACUUUAAUGGAUGUUGAUGGGAAGGGUUCAAGGCACAUGAAUCGGAGAUAUCAGCCGAAGCAGCGGCAUGAUGUUAAGGAGUCCAAAGAGAACGAGCAGCAUAGCUGCAAGGAGCCCAGCAACAGCGAAAUGGAGGUUGACAAGCAGAUUGAUGAGCUCUCCUCAGCUGUAUCCAAACUGAGCACAGCAGAUUCGACGCCUUCUAGCAUAAGCUUCGGCCAUCGUCGCUCUCGUGGUCUUGCCUUUGUCCCUAGGUCAAUUCGCCAGAACAAGCAGGUUUCUCAGGCACAACCAAAAUGACGGCACUUUGUCUUGGUUCGUUGUUGAUCCUGUAUCCACUAACAAUCCUGAAUGUGUUCCUUCUUGAUGUGGGGCCUUCACAGAAUCCAGUAAUAUACGAUUGUAUGACGAGAUGUGUUGUAUCUGUUAUAAUCUUUGGUGAUGGAGGUACUAAGCUUGCUGUUACUGUCAUUUAGAGCAUUUUUUUUUCUUUUGGGAGCAAGUGAAAGUUGACAAGUGAUGACAUUCAUCGUUCGUUUCUGCUGAUCAUCUCAGCUCAUU